Molecule: messenger RNA, 3504 nt
Organism: Mugil cephalus (flathead mullet)
Lineage: Eukaryota; Metazoa; Chordata; Actinopteri; Mugiliformes; Mugilidae
Product: protein mono-ADP-ribosyltransferase PARP12-like
Exons: 12
Coding region: 39-2417 (792 amino acids)
Molecular function (GO): metal ion binding; NAD+ poly-ADP-ribosyltransferase activity
Source: RefSeq, a predicted model, not a curated record
UUGUUUCGCAGGUGGAAGGGAACUCUGCAGGAACACGAAUGGAGACACAAGUGUUGAAGUUAGUUUGCGAGGAUUUCCAAGGAGCUGUUGACACGGCUGAUUUGAUAUACAAUCUCUUCCCUGAAGAUAUCCACAGUGUGACGAGGAUAAUUUCCAACUCAAAGAAUUUUGCUCUGAGUUGUCCCAAUGAACAGUCGAGGGUGGUGGCCAGGACGAGUCUGAGGCUGUGCUGGGUCAGAGAGUGCCCGGGGUCAUGCGGUGGACUACACCUGUGCAAAAACUUCCUCUUCAGCGGCACUUGUCAUUUUACUAAGUCCAGCAAAGGCUGCAACUUCUCCCAUGAGCUGAACUCUACCCACAAUCAAGAGCUACUGAGACAGCAUGGAUUGGAGAGUCUGGGCAGGGGAGCACUGUGCACACUGCUGCUGCAGAGCAAUGAAAGACUCCUUCCUUCUAUAUGCCAUGAUUACAACAACGGUGAUGGAGAGUUCGGCCGGUGUAAGGAUGGUAAUAGCUGCAGCAGACUCCACGUCUGUGAGAAGUUUUUAAGCCGUGACUGCAGCUGCUCCAGGAACCAUGAUUUUUCUGCUCAACAGCCACGGAAAACCCUGUGUGACAAAGGCGUGCCUGCCACUCUCUUUUGCUCACUGAAGUCAGUUUAUGCAAAUAAAGAGGCUUUGAGGUGGUCUGAUAACAUAAGUGGUAGGGGCCAAAGGGCCAACCGCCAACAGAAAAGUGGUGAAGGUUCUGCUGAUGCCAACGACAGUGACGCAAGCUGCGAUGCUGGUCUGAAUUUAGACCAAAGGCAGGGGUACAGAGGCAGAGGGAGAGGUGGUGUCCAGGGGUACAGAGGCAACAGGGGCAACAGGGGCAACAGGGGAAACCGAGGUAACAGGGGAAACAGGGGAAACAGAGGACGCGGAGGAAACCAGGGCAACCAGCCACCACACCAAAGAGCUUGUUCUCUUAGCGACAUUUUUGCUAACAUUGAUAAUUUAGAUCUGUACGGUGCCGAACCGAGUGACGAUGUGAGCAUAGGUGGAGGCAGGCAUCAUCAGGCAUCAUCUGCUGUCAGAGGUAGAGGCGGCAAUCGAGGCAACAGGGGCAACUAUCAACAGCUACAACGAUCCCGUUCCAUUAGCGACAUUUAUGCCGCUGCAAAUGGUGACGACAGACCAAACAGAGGACAAAGGCAUGUCAGAGACAAAACAGAAAUAUGCAUGUACUUCAUCAAAGGACACUGUAAGCAUGGGGAACAAUGCUUUAAAGCUCACGACAAGAUGCCAUACAGAUGGGAGGUGAAGGAGGGCGAUAAGUGGACGGCCUUGGCUGAGAAUGAGACAAUUGAGAAGGACUACUGUGACCCCAAGAACUCCUACAGUACCAGCACCCCUCCUGUGCAUUUUGAUACCAUGACCUGUGGAUUUAACCAAGUACGCCGAAUCUCCACCGUUAACUCUUUGGUGGAGCCAACCUUCAUCCACACCACUGAGUGGGUUUGGUACUGGCAGGAUGAGUUCGGAAAUUGGAACCUGUACGCAUCAGACAUUGGUGGACACAAACCAGCAGACAUCACCAGUGCUCAGCUGGAGCAGAAGUUUCUGGACAACAAUAAAGAUGUGGUGGAGUUCAAGGUUGGAUCACAGACAUAUUCACUAAGUUUCCAAGAUAUGAUACAAACAAACAAGCACUAUGGCACUAAGAGAGUCGUGUGUCGACGGCCUCGAUUCGUCUCUGCUGCGGACGUCCAGUCAAAGAGAGUCAGAAGGCCCCUGAAUCAGCCAAUGUCUGCCCCUGUACCAGACCACUGGGACAAGAACCAGCUGCCUCCUACAGGAUUUUCGCGAAUCUCCCUCCAGCGCACCUCAGAUGAAUUUAAGGAAGUUGAGGCUCUUUUCUGUAAAACCAUGAGAGGCUUUGAUGUUGUCAAGAUUGAGAGGAUUCAGAACAAAUCUCUUUGGGAAGUCUUUCAGUGGCAGAAGAAUAUGAUGAAGACCAACAACAGUGGGUGCAAUGUGGCAGAAAAAAAGCUUUUUCAUGGCACUGACUCCAAAUACGUUGACGCCAUAUGCCACUCCAACUUUGACUGGAGAAUCUGCGGGAGCCACGGGACGGCUUUUGGCAAAGGUAGUUACUUUGCCCGGGAUUCCAGAUACUCCCACAGCUACACUGGUGACACUGAUGUCAAGUCCAUGUUCAUCGCACGGGUGCUGGUAGGAGACUACACCUUGGGAUCCUCUGACUACCGGCGUGCUCCUUCUAAAGAUGGCGGUGACAUCAACUUCUACGACAGCUGUGUAAACGACAUGAUGGAUCCCUCCAUAUAUGUGGUUUUUGAGAAGCACCAAAUCUACCCAGAGUACCUGCUGCAGUACAAGACCAUGCACCCACUUGUUGCAUUUUCAGUGCUUCACUAGCACUGAGAUAAACGGCAACAUACCAACAUAGCGUUGCCUCUUCCCAGGAUCUCUUAAGCAGUUCAACUCGACCAGCCCGUUUCUCACCAAUAUCUUCACCACCAUCACCACCGGCCAAGAAGCAAGAUUCCUGUGUCAUUUCUUAAUGACAAGGAUCUUGGAUUAGCUCUUGCAGAAGCUUUGGAUAAUUUGGUGAACUGAUUAAAUAUAGAAAUAAUAUUCAUUACUAUCCACUACCUGCCCAGUCGGGUGCAACCACGUUUGAUAUAACUCAAAUGUAAAUGAUGUAGACGCUUCAAUAGAAUGGUCGAUGCUGAAGUCACAAACUUCAGGUACAUUACGAUCAAUUCAUUGUGUCUGAUUCUGCAGCACUUUUGUCGUGCACUAAAAAACAAAACAAAAAAAAAUACAAAAAUCAAAAAAAAAAAACAUGAUGUCAAAUAAAUGACACAUGACAUGUAUAAAUAUGUCGGUUAUAGCUAUCCAUUUUACUAAAUAAUGGAUCAUUCGAUAUGAAGUAACGGUGACGGAUCAUAAAGUCUGACUUGAUACCCAAACAAUCAUAGCUUACCGUUUGUCACCACAUUCGUAAUGUCAAGGGGAAGUAUUAAACCCUUUGAGAUGCACAAAGGUAACAACGUGGUAGUUUGUGAAACCUUAUCUUUCACUUUGCCGUGUUGUUCACUGAAGAGCACGUUGGAAUUGUCAUACAAUUUCUUACAAUUACAAUUUCCGAGGGCAACGACUGACUCUGUGCCAGUUUGUGUAAUGGCGGGAUUCAGGGUUCAGUUGGGUUCAGUUUUUAUUUCUAAACCUUAUCCAUUUUGUGGUUUUAGCAUUGCUAAUCAUUGCUAACUGAUCACUGCUCUCUUUUCCCAUUCACGCUGUGUUCACAUUCACAUAUUGCCUGGUUUCUCAGUGUUGGAGCUGCAUUCCCCCUUUAUUUUUGAUGAGUUGCGCCGUGUUGCCCUUACCUGUGACGCACAUGCAAUGUGUUUUGCUGUGCUAAUUGUUGCACGUUGUGAUAUUUCAUGGUUAAUGAAAUCUUGUCAAUUGUACUUUUGUUGAAAAUGCUACAUGAGAGGAA